This is a messenger RNA of Theobroma cacao (cacao), 2425 nucleotides long. The record is from RefSeq and is a predicted model, not a curated record. Lineage: Eukaryota; Viridiplantae; Streptophyta; Magnoliopsida; Malvales; Malvaceae.
UCGUCGUGAGCUAAAAAAAGGGCAACUCAGCUUAAAGCAGAUCGCCCUGUCUUUUAAUGUUCUACUAUAAAUAAAGUGCUUCAAUGCAACUCGCUCUUCCCAGUUCCAUCUCUCGGUAAUCAGUUUACUUACCUUUAUGUACUUCAAGCGUAAAAGGAAACCCGUAUUCAAUUCUCCCUCUACUCCCAGUCGUUUCCUUUUUUACUUUAAGAAAAUGCUCAAAAUUCUCAAUCUAACUCCAUCACGCAUCAAAGAUCUUCUUUUAAUAUUUUCCCUUUUUAUUUCCAUUUUUCUCGUCUUCCGCCACCCCCAAGCCCCUCUCCCUCUCGCCACAACGGCCCCGUUCCCUUCACCCACGUGCCGCCAUCACCUCUUCUUUUCCAUUGCUUGCUCCUCAAACUCCUUCCCCCACCGAAGCUCCUACAUUCGCCUCUGGUACACUCCACGCGCUACCCGUGCCGUCGCCUUCCUCGACCAACCUGUCUCCUCUUUGGUGGACCCCACUCUCCCUCCCGUCAUGGUGUCCGGCGACACCAAAUCAUUCCCUUACACCUUUAAGGGUGGUCUCCGUUCGGCUAUACGCGUGGCGCGUGUAGUCAAAGAGGCGGUUGAACGCAACGAAACGGGAAUCAGGUGGUUCGUGUUCGGGGACGACGACACUGUUUUUAUCGUGGACAAUUUGGUAAAAGUGCUUUCCAAAUACGAUCACGAGAAGUGGUUUUACGUUGGGAGCAAUUCUGAGAGUUACGAGCAAAAUUUGAAAUACUCUUUUGACAUGGCGUUUGGCGGGGGAGGGUUCGCUAUCAGUUACUCCUUGGGAAAGGUUUUGGCUAGGGUUUUGGACUCUUGCUUGAUGAGGUACGCUCACUUGUACGGAAGCGAUGCUAGGGUUUGGUCUUGUUUGGCUGAGCUUGGCGUAGGUUUGACUCAUGAACGUGGUUUCCAUCAGGUUGACAUGCGGGGUAAUCUUUUUGGAAUGCUUACUGCUCAUCCAUUAUCACCUCUGGUAUCUCUUCAUCACUUGGAUGCUAUGGAGCCAGUCUUCCCAAAUAUGAGCAAGGCUCAAGCUCUGGAACACUUCUUUAAAGCUGUGAAUGUUGAUUCUUCCAGGAUUUUGCAGCAAACUGUCUGCUAUGAUCGUUUCAAUUCAUUGACUGUUUCAGUUGCAUGGGGUUAUGCUAUUCAGCUUUAUGAAGGCAAUCAGCUCCUUCCGGAUCUCCUUUCACUGCAGAAAACCUUUUCCCCAUGGAAGAGAGGUGCGAAUGUUGGGGCUCACUUUAUGUUCAAUACAAGAGAAUUUCCUAAAGAUUCAUGUAAAAGACCCUUAGGAUUUUUCCUAGAAAGUGUUGGGUCAGACAAAAAUGUUGUCUGGAGCAUUUAUACCAGGUAUUCUGAUGGAAAUUGUGUCAGAACUGAUGCAAUAAAGAACCUCAAGGAGGUGAAAGUGGUCUCACAGAAGCUGGAGCUUGAUAUGGAGCAGAUAAUGGCUCCUCGUCGCCAGUGCUGUGAGAUUUUGCCUUCAUAUAAUGAAUCAAUGGUUAUCAACAUUAGAAAGUGUGGAAUUGAUGAACUGAUAUCCAUGAAUGCAUAGCACUUCUACCAAGAUGACUGCUGUUGUGUGAAAAACUGAAGCAGGCACAAAGCAUGCAGAACUUCAAUCAAACUUCUGCUCAAUUUAUAUUGUAAACUGUGAGGUAAUUUCUUGUCAAUUUAGAUGGUCUUUGUUGAAAUGAAUGGCUUUAAUCUAACCUCCUUGAUCUGCAAAUUCAGUUUCAUGCAAUGUUUCCCACAUAGCAGCUAAGGGCUUAGUUGUUGGUGUUGGUACAUGUGGAAAAUGCCCUUUUCCAUUUUAACUAUAAUCAUCAUAUGUGAGUUCCUUUUGUGUAUUGACCUGAAAGCCUAAUGUUUCAGCUGGUGAAAUCUUGUAGAUUCCAACUGACUUAUAAGUCUUCUGUAUGGUUGAGAUCUCCAAGCCUUGUAGAACUGGUAUUUUCUCACUAACUCUAAUGCAUUUUCUAAUAAUUGCUAUGCCUUAUCUUCAGGAGAGGAAGCUAAUGACUAAAGGUGGCCAUGGGUCUUUGGUUUUAGCAUUCAGUGACCAUCACGAGAAAUAGUGAAUGACCUGGAUCAAAAGGAGACUGCUCCAACAAUCUUACCUUCUAAGAUUUGGCGAAUGGUGACUUAGGAAUUGGCUGCUUUUUGUUAAAUUGAUUGGCCUAAUUAAUCUACUGCUUACCUCUGGAGGUAUGUGAAGAAAGAUGACAACAAUAAUCUAAACACAUCAUCAAAAAAAAAAAAAUCGAUGCUGAUUAGCAUGUAGCCGAAUGUUAUCAUCUUGUGAAGUAAAUAAAAUUUUGGUGAAGUGAAUAAUGUUGAUUUUAUUCUUAAUGUCAAGUAAGCGAUGUCUGAUUGUGCGGGAAAAGUU